This is a messenger RNA of Ustilago hordei, 1119 nucleotides long. RefSeq lists its product as uncharacterized. Gene Ontology annotation, biological process: positive regulation of transcription by RNA polymerase II. The transcript has 3 exons. NCBI's taxonomy places the organism in Eukaryota, Fungi, Basidiomycota, Ustilaginomycetes, Ustilaginales, Ustilaginaceae. Gene Ontology annotation, molecular function: cyclin-dependent protein serine/threonine kinase regulator activity. Bases 1 to 1119 code for a protein of 372 amino acids. Gene Ontology annotation, cellular component: mediator complex; nucleus. The record is from RefSeq and is a predicted model, not a curated record.
AUGUCGGCCAAUUAUUGGGCUUCGACCCAGUGCAACAACUGGCUCCUGGAUAGACCACAGCUGGAUCUAGCGAGGAAGCAAGAUGUUCGUUAUGCUACCAAGCUCGAAUGCGAUGCUAUCGCUGUGUUUUUCUGCAAUUUAAUAACAACAAUCACCAAGCGCCUAAACCUACGUCAACGAGUAACGGCAACAUCCUGCGUCUUCUUCAGGCGCUUCUUCAGCAAAAAUUCUUUCUCCUCCGUAGACCCAUUCCUCGUCUGCGCCACUUGCAUCUAUGUUUCCGCCAAAACAGAGGAAUCUCCAAUCCACAUCAAAUCAGCUCUCGGAGAAGCAACGAGAAGCUUCCAGGAGGUGGGCUAUAGAGGAUUGCCUAGCGACAAUAGUAGUCUGGCUGAAAUGGAGUUUUGUUUGUUGGAAGAGAUGGAGUUUGAUUUGAUCCUAUUCCACCCCUACCGCUCCUUGAUAGCUCUAUACGAUUCUUUUGGUUGUGCGAGCGCCAGUCUGGGUAAGGAGACCGGUAUAGCAGCCGAGAUUGAGGCCUUUGGAGUCAUCAAAGGUCUAAGAUCGGUGGAGGAAAAACAAGGACAAGGAGGAGGAGGAGGAGGAGGAGGAGGAGGAGGGGGCAAGUUGGAAGAAUUCGACCAACAAGUUUUACAACUGAGUUGGUUCGUACUCAAUGAUUGUUAUAAGACAGACAUCCCGUUGAUGUAUGCACCCUAUCUCGUCGCUCUAUCAGCGUUGUAUCUGGCGCUGAUGUUGCAUGGACCUGCUGCAGAUCGGAUCAAUUGCUCGCUCGAGAAUAUGCAAACAGCUCGACUAAAGCACAACAAAGCCCUGGCAAAUGGCAGCAUUAAGCCAGAAGACUUGGCAAAAGAAGCACGCCCACCAACGCCACCGAAAGAAGAAGCACUCACUUUCUUCGCCAGCCUCAACGUCUCAUUGCCAAUGCUAGCAGAGGUGGUGCAGCAGAUGAUUGCAGGGUAUAAGAUGCAGAAUGACGUGGCAACCUUGGUGCGCGAUGGGCCGGGCAUGGUCAAGUUAUUGGAGAGAAUGAGGGAGAGGAGGAGGGCCGAGUUGGUGGAUAGCAAGACGAGGGGGAGCGAGGGCAUGUAUAGGUGA